AUGAAUUUUCCUCAUUUUAAAUCACAAAUUAAAAGUACUAAAGACAUGAUGAAUGAACAAUCAAUGCUUCCUAAAUUUUGUGGUAAAAACUACGCAGUUUGUUCCCGACAAAAUCUUAAAUAUUUUCGUUUUGAGCUUGAUGUCAAUAUUGUCAAUGCAGAUGUUAAUGCUCAGAAUGUUCAAAAUAAAGAAUUAAAUAAAAGAAAUUAA
Clunio marinus is the source of this 210-nucleotide messenger RNA. Lineage: Eukaryota; Metazoa; Arthropoda; Insecta; Diptera; Chironomidae. The record is from the annotation of a GenBank genome assembly.